GCUGUUCUUAAUCUUGCAGUAAAUGGUAGUCAGCAGAGUGGCGUCUUGAGCCAGAGAGAAUGACAUGUCAUACUCAUCAUAGGCACACACAGCGUUGAAGUCCUAGGAAGGGGGUCGAAAGACUUUACAACACCGGUGUCGACUUCUCCCACUUUCGGAAUACUACUUUCACUUGACAUCGGCUGUUUGACUUCCCCUGCUUGUUUUCUUAAAUAAGAAUUUUGUUUUUGGUGUCACUGCUAUGGCAGUCACAAUGCCGCUGAAUUCAAAUAUGGCUAGUAAGAACUAUGAUUACGACUAUGACUCGGUCCAGCCCUACUUCUACUUCGACAUUGAGGAGGAUAAUUUCUAUCACCAGCAACACAGCCAGCUCCAACCCCCUGCUCCAAGCGAGGAUAUAUGGAAGAAAUUCGAGCUGCUGCCGACACCACCGCUUUCUCCCAGCCGGCGACCCUCUUUAUCAAGCCUCUUCCCCUCGACUGCAGACCAGUUGGAGAUGGUCACGGAAUUUCUCGGGGAUGACGUGGUGAACCAGAGUUUCAUUUGUGACGCGGACUACUCCCAGUCUUUUCUCGAAUCUAUCAUUAUCCAGGACUGUAUGUGGAGCAGUUUCUCGGCUGCUGCUAAACUAGAGAAAGUAGUGUCGGAGAGACUAGCAACGCUGCAAGCGAGGAGGGACUCUAGUGCGACCGGGGAAGCUAGCACAGUAACCAGCACGAACCCUACCGUGAAUUACCUGCAAGACCUGAACAACUCCGCAUCGGAAUGCAUUGACCCUUCUGUGGUGUACCCUUUCCCGCUUGCGGAGAACCCUAAACCAGCCAAAACGACUACAGCGUCUGCCAUGGCAUUGCCUUUGGAUACCCCACCUAACAGUGGUAGCAGCAGCGAUAGCGAUUCAGAAGAUGACGACGAUGACGAGGAGGAGGAGGAGGAGGAAGAGAUUGACGUGGUGACGGUGGAAAAGAGAAAGUCUGUAAGGAGGUCAGACUCUAACAUGUCUAGCAGCAGCACACACCUCAGCCCCCUUGUCCUGAAACGGUGUCACGUCAACAUCCACCAACACAACUACGCCGCUCACCCGUCGACGAGGAGCGAGCAGCCCGUCGUCAAGAGGAUUAAGUUUGAGAGCAGUGGGAGAGUACUCAAGCAAAUCAGCAACAACCGCAAGUGCUCGAGUCCCAGAACGUCGGACUCUGAGGAUAAUGACAAACGCAGGACUCACAAUGUGCUUGAGAGGCAAAGGCGAAACGAGCUCAAGUUGAGCUUUUUCGCAUUGCGGGACGAGAUCCCGGACGUAGCGAACAAUGAGAAGGCAGCCAAAGUGGUCAUACUCAAAAAGGCGACCGAGUGCAUUUUCAGUAUGCAAACAGAUGAGCAGAAACUGUUAUUGUUGAAAGAACAGUUGAGGAAAAAGAGUGAACAGUUGAAACGCAGACUAGAGCAGCUGAGGAACUCUCAGCAAGCUUAAUGAAUGAGAGAAAGGACUCCAUAUUUUUAAGCCUUGAGUAACUUCCUGUGUAUAUUUGUGGCGUUGCAUGCAAACGCAAAAAUGACACGUUAGCACAGUUAUCGGCGCCACACCUGGACUAGAAUCGUAAAGUAAUCUUUUUUGUUUUCACUGCCUCGCUUGAACUUUCCAGUGGUUAUACAUUUUUUGUAUUUUAUUUUUAUUGAUGAAAGGUUCUGCACAGUUGUCUACCUUAACUUAAAAUGCUUUGUUUUUGUAUGUUUUGUACAUAAUUCUCAAAUGUAUUUAAGAAUGUAUUGAUCUCACAAAUACAUUUUUAUAAAUCACGUA
Messenger RNA from Coregonus clupeaformis (lake whitefish), 1801 nucleotides. RefSeq names its product MYC proto-oncogene, bHLH transcription factor b (gene mycb). The record is from RefSeq and is a predicted model, not a curated record. Gene Ontology annotation, molecular function: protein dimerization activity; DNA-binding transcription factor activity, RNA polymerase II-specific; RNA polymerase II cis-regulatory region sequence-specific DNA binding. Gene Ontology annotation, biological process: positive regulation of cell population proliferation; regulation of transcription by RNA polymerase II. NCBI's taxonomy places the organism in Eukaryota, Metazoa, Chordata, Actinopteri, Salmoniformes, Salmonidae.